GCACCUUCAACGUCACGCUACAACAGCAACAGAAUAGUUCUCGUCCACGCGAUAACAGACUGUGACUCAUUUGUUGGACUGCAAUUAGUUUUUUUUGCUUUAUCAAGAAGAGACAUAACAAGCUGGCAUUCUGCCAGUAAUUUUGUGAAAAGAGAGAGAUAAAUUAAUUGAAAUCGUUCGGAUUAAGGUGCUCCCUUCCGCCAACUUUCUAGAAAAUGCAGCUGGCACCUCUUCCGGAAGAGCGAUCGGAUGAGAAGGCCAACCUCGUCCCAUGCGUGGGGGACUCACCUGUCCUGACCACGGGCAAAAGCGGCCAGUAUAAUCUUCUAGACAGAGAUCGGCGGACCCUCUCAGAGUUAAUAGCCUUCACGCUGUAUAACUUUCCCUUGGGCGUCGUCCUGGGCGUCAGCGUGACCCUUUUGUCGCUAGAAGCAGAAACCUUGGCGCCAGAGAAUAGCAGUGUACUUGAAAUUAUGAUUGAUCGUAGCCAGAUUUUGCUGGCUGGCUCUUUCCUUCCUCCCAAACAUCCCUUAGGAAGAGAGAACAGAAAGGAAGACUUGAGCUUAAACUCAAGAAGUGGCUUAAUGACUUACUAAUGAAAGCGGCUACAAUCUAAACAAUUCAUCACUCUUCUUAUUAUGAUUGAUCGUGUGGCACUUGUUCUUGCUGUAGGUACUACUUUGAUGUGAGAACUCUUAUUAUUGGAGUACCUGUACUAGGUAGGGGGAUCAUGGUUGUACGACAUGCACUACCUAGCUGCCAGUGUAGACUUUAACAUUGAAAUGACAGCCUAUCAGCAUGAUCAUUCCAUCACACGCAAACGCAGCUUCUUUUGGGUAUUUUCUGCGUGCUUGCUGGCGUCGCUCAACUGGUCUGCCCGCCUCUCGGGAAGUUAUCCGACCGUUGCCGGUCGAAAUGGGGCAAGCGGACACCGUAUAUGACAGCCUUCACAGUUCCUGCAAUGCUCUCUUUCGUGCUGAUGUGGUACGCCUCAACCUCGCGUUCGCUUUACGGUUACGUCUUCGCCUACACCAUGAUGAUGGUGUGCGUAUCUGCAGCCCAGACUGCCAGCCUAGGCUUUGUAGCGGAUAUGGUGCCACCACAACAAAGAGGUGAAGCUUCCGGAGUUUCAGGCGCGAUGUGGCUGCUGGGGGCACUGGCGGGAAAUUUCUGUCUGCAGAGCGUUGCUUUCAUCAAUUUUCGACUUCUAUACGCGGUUUUGCCGGUCAUGCUGGUACUCUCGAUGUAGAACUUGUUGUAGCUAUGAUGUCACUGUGAUUUUUUAUAGGACUCUCAUGUGCAUCUGCACGGUACGUAAGUAAAUGGAUUUCUUCAACACCUCAACAUCUUCCAUCUCCAUGAUAACUGCCAGUUCCUUGCCUGGGCUGUGAUGGUGAUGGUUGUUUCUGAGCGAGAUACGUCUCAGGAUGAGAUCACCGCCAGCGACGAGAUGAGUCUUUACGCUGAGCUAAAGGACUGCUUCUAUAUCGGCACAACAAGCCAUGGGACCGAUUUUUUCUUUGUUGUGCUUGGUCGCACGUUUUACUACUGUUCCGUGGCAUCCCAGAUCUUCAUUUUUUUCUACAUUCGGGACUUCUUGACGCAGGAUCGCAAUAUCCUUACUUACAACAUGGCGGGCGUAGCCAUCGUGUGCUAUUGCAUUGGUGUUGUAGGCAGCUUGGGCAUUGGCGCAUUAUCCGACGUUCCCGGAUACGGGCGAAAACGCAUGGUCUACCUUAGCUGCAUCGUCAUGUGCGCGGUACCUAAUCGUGGUCAGUGAUUAAAAGUAUCAGCAUGAUGAGGAUGAUGAUGAUGAUGAUGAUAAUCAUUCGAUGAAAUAGGGUCGUAGAGUAUGAACAAUUCUAGGACCACCAGGUGUAGGUGAUGACGUAUAUACUUGUUCGCGUCCAACAUCUUGUUUUUUCAGUCACGCAUCAUGAGUUGUAACUCCAAACUUCCUCCACCCCAGGCCUGCGUGAUGUUGCUGUUCUUCCCGUACGUGUGCAACGGCAACUUCGACCUUCCGAAGAAAAUUAAGGCGAGUGGUAUUUCGUCUGACGAUCUUCACGUGAGAGUUGUAAGUCCGUCUCUAUCAUUGUUCAAUGUUGGCAAGUACUACAAGGUGGAGGAUGGAAAACUUUGAGAACUAAAUCAAAGAUUUCUGAAUGAAAUAGUGUGCAAAUCAUAAUGCUGGUCCAUCUAAGAACACGAACGCAAAAACUUCGAGUUUCUUCAGAUAUGUAGAAGAGCGGUCUCGGAGACGGCCCUAUGCACCUAGUGCGGCUGCUCGAACGUUCAAACUGCAAGAGCUCGCAGGAAGUGACGUGGAGCAGAAGGAGGACCAAAGUUUUCUUGAAGACGAAGUUUCUGAAGCUAGAGGUGAAUUUGAUGAAGACAUGAAUGUUGAUUCUUCAAAAAUGCAAGAAGAUGUUGUGAGUGUCAACGACAAACACUUAGCUAGGAGUCGAACCCCUAGGCAUCAUCAACAUCAUAACGGAAAGAUUGAGAACAAUCACCGACGGAAAAGCGCACCCGCAGUUGCUUCCCAUGAAGAUGUUGCUAGUGCAUCGUCAUUACUAGAUGCAGACCACGCCGAACAACUAGAAAACAACAAACAUCCUACGCCUACCCUUCUGGCUAGAAGUGCUACGACAGGGCUAUUAUCGAGCUUUUUCGAGCUUGAUCACGCAGUAGAGGCAAGAAAGAAGCUGCGCCGCUUGCAUGAUGCGUUCAUUAAUGUGCCAUGGCAAGAACCUCAGUACCGGGAAACUAGAGGUUGGUGUUACAUUUUCCUUACCGCAAUGGUAUACGCUCUCGGGAAUGGCGCGUUCAUCGCCGUCGACUGCGCUCUUGCGCUUGAUACUCUGCCGAAUAAAGAAAACGCCACAACGAAACUAGGUCAGUGAAUGUGAUUUUUACUUGACGAUGGGCGGCAGUGCGCUUGAGUAUGGUUCAAAGAGUAGAAAUGUACCAUAGGAAAUGUCGUGACUCAUCAACACUUUCUUCUGCUUGUGUUGCACCUGCCAACUGGGCAGAACAGGAAGAAGAUUAACUCCUGGUCAGGCUCUCUCGUAGUUUUUUCUUGUUUUUUCGUUCGAAAAUCAUGAUGUUUUGAUCAUGAAUUAAAAUUAACUCAGGUGUGUGGUCAACGUCCCACUUUAUCGGGUUCGCGAUUGGACCGAUUUUCUACGGGGUAUACUUGCAUUACGCGGCACACAUAAACGACGAAUCCGCAUCAUUGACUGACCUCCUAAGCGCCGAGCCAACGCAGUUCAACUACCUUGGCUACGCCCUGACCUUCUCAACAGCGAUGGUUUUCCAGCUCAUUUGCGCGCUUCUCGUCUUCAAGAUCAAGGGCAGUACGUAAGAUGUCGAAGGUGACGUUCUCAUCCUGUUUCGGGCUAGGUAGGGUGGACGACGAGAACGACGCAAGUAUAAGGGCGAUCCUGCUGGGGCUCGUCGCUUCUGCGUUGCCGAGGCUUCGAGAGAUCCGAACACGCUCCCGGCAGCGGCAUCAUUUUACCUCGCAGUGCCAGCCCACAGAUUGUCAGCUCCAGUAGGGAAGAGCAAGCAAGCGCGAGCCCCAUCUUCGGCGAUCUGUUGUGGGAGAAGAAACCAAUGGAGCUGUUCUCCACGGAGAUGCGUUGGGUCGUGCGGCUAGUACACGGUGCAGCCAACCUGAUGAGUUUUUUCCGAAGUACGCGUAGUUGUGGAUAACCAGUGACUUCUUGGCAAUGAGUGCAACCCGAAUAGGCUUAAGCUUUUUUGUGCAGAGCUUAAAUCUUGCAUGUGAAUUUUCAAACGAUUCAAGUCUGGUUCAACAUUUUUGGAGGAUGCCGUCUCCCGCAGUGGUCCUUCGCAUUGAGGUCCGUUUUUGCUUCGACAGCAACAGUAAUAGAAUGAUUAGACCUCGUUAUCGACCUAUUUGAUUCCGAAUCAAACAGUUUGGAGUAUGUAUCGCGUGAAUGAUUAUACAUGAUCAUGUAGUAACUACCUCUACCACCUACUUAUCGAUGGUCGUUGUAAGUUAAAAAAUGUAUUGUAUAGAAGCCGAAAAUUUUCUUCUUGCCAGCAAUUCCAAUUGGGAGUCGGUGCAGUUUUCGAACAGGACUGAACUCUCUUUACUUUUUUUCAUUUUGCAAUAUCAUGGAAUUCAUUGGCAGGGGGACGUGUACGUGAGAGAGUCCCACUCCUACCCAGACACCACCGCGUAGGCCACGAUAAUCCAUGGCGUUUUGGCGACGCUUUUUGGGCAUAGGCAAUCUCUGCUUUUUUGAUGCUCGUACACACUGGCAGAUUCUGUUGAUUGUCCUGCUGCUCAUCCACGCAACAAGAACACUGGGC
Messenger RNA from Amoebophrya sp. A25, 4344 nucleotides. Lineage: Eukaryota; Dinophyceae; Syndiniales; Amoebophryaceae. The record is from the annotation of a GenBank genome assembly.